GUGCGUUUCCAUCAAGCACAGUUGAAAUGUAAACCCUCCCAGCAGCAGCAGCAGCAUCGGCAGCAGCAGCAGCAGCUCAGGUCACCUGGAUGCGGGCAGAAACACCUGCAGGAGGAGGAGGACGCACCACAAGCCACAGCACCUCCCACCCCCACCAGCUCUCACAGUGGAGUCAGUAUCGGGAGGGGACACAUCUCGGGCUCUUUAUUUGCUCUGAUCGGAUAUAUACGAUGUGGAGGCUCGUGGUCCUGGCUCUGGUCUUUCUCCUUCUGCUCCUGCUGGGCUCUGAGGGCAGCAGGACGGAGACUUUCCGCCGGACUCAGCGGGAUGAGAGUCCGGGCCAAGCGCGCUCCAGGAGGGACGCCAGCAGCUCCUCCGGCACCACCAGACCUUUCCACGGUCCUCCUUUCGCCUCCUGCCGGACCCAACUCACCCGGGACGAGUACGAAGUUCUGGAUGACAAUACGCAUGAGACAGGGUUUAACGGUGAUGAUGGCUCCUAUGUUAUCCUCACAUGGGUGGGUGAUGGUACAGGGGUUGUGCUGGUGUUGUCAACGUUUAGUGCUCCAAUCGAUUCUUUCUUAGAAGGAGGCUCCUCACGACUCUAUCGAAGCACGGAUUAUGCAAAAUCGUUCCACGACAUUUCCCAACGGAUCAACAACACGUUCAUCAGGGAGGAGUUUGGAGUCAGUGUUGGACCAGGCAGCUCUGUGAUCCUGACCGCAGACAUCCCGGUGUUGAACAACCCAGGCGGGAUCAUCUUCACCUCCACGGAUGCAGGUGCAACCUUCAAGUUCAUCCAGCUGCCCUUCCACCUGGCUCAGCCAAUCACGUACCACUUCCUCAACCCGGACUACCUGGUGGCCCUCAGCAUCGAUGGCGGUCUGUGGCUCUCCCUGGACUUUGGCGCCAAGUGGACAAAAGUUCAUGAUGGAGUGCAUUCUUUCUCAUGGGGGGCUGGCAUUAAUCUGUUCUUCAGCUGCAGUCGAACAGAAGCAGUGGAAGCAGAUGAGAGGGGAGAUUUAAUCCUAAAGAGGACAAAAGAUCUGGGGAAAACCUUCACCACGAUCCAUGAGGACAUCUUCAGUUUUGGCUACAUCGGAGCGUUUCUCUUCUUCUCUGUGAUGGAGGAUCCGAGAUCCCCUCGUGUCAUGUAUUUCUCAUCAGACCAAGGAGACACCUUCAGUCGAGCCCUGCUGCCCUCUGCAUCCACCGAGCAGUUCUACUCCAUCCUGGAUGGAGAUGAAGAUAUGCUCUUCCUGCAUGUGGACAACCCCGGAGAUACUUUCUUUGGAACCAUGUACACGUCCGAUGAUCGCGGCAUCUUGUUCUCCAAGUCUCUGGAGCGCCACCUGUUUGACGGGCAGAGGAAGAGCGAUUUCACCAACAUCACGUCACUCAGAGGAGUCUACCUCACCAACAAACUGGACAAGGAUGGCCGUAUAAGAUCCGUCAUUACCUUUAACAGAGGCGGCUCCUGGAGACAACUUAACAAACCUGAGAAUGUAGAAUGUGGAGAUCAAGUCAAAAAUUGCAACCUUCAUAUUCACGGAGAACACAGUCGCAACAACCGCAUGGUUCCCAUGUUGGCUCUGUCUGAGCCGACCGCCAUCGGUCUGGUUAUUGCCCAUGGUACUGUUGGAGACUCUCUGUCAUCGUCGCAGCAUCCAGAUGUGUUUGUGUCCUCAGACGGGGGUUAUACCUGGAGGGGGACCCUCAGGGGUCCUCACCACUACAGCAUACUGGACUCUGGGGGUCUCAUUGUGGCUGUGGAGGACCAACGUGAAGGACAAGUCAAGACUAUCAAGUUCUCCACAGAUGAAGGCCGGUGCUGGAAGUUCUACAACUUCACCGAGCAGCCGUUCUACUUUGCAGGACUCGCAUCCGAGCCGGGGACCAAGGCCAUGAACGUGAGCGUUUGGGGCUUCCGGCCUGAGGACGACGGCCAGCCCAUGUGGGUCGCCGUCACCAUUGACUUCCAGAGCCUCAUUACAAGAGAGUGUAACGAGCAGGACUAUGAAGAGUGGUUGGCUCAUGCUACAGAUGUUGUAACCUCAGAGAGAAAAGGCUGCCUGCUGGGCGUCAGAGAGACGUACAGGAGGCUGAAGAAACAGUCGGUGUGCAGGAACGGACGAGGCUUCGUGGUGAGCAAGAAGCAAAGCCCCUGCCUCUGCACCAGAGAAGAUUACUUAUGCGACUACGGUUUCUCCCGUCAUGUGAACACCUCAGAGUGUGUGAGACAAACCAGCGCUGCUAAUAAAACCUUGGAGCUCUGUCUGAACGGAGAGGAGGACGAGCUGCUGACCGCCGGGUACCGUAAGGUCCCCAGUGAUCGCUGUGUGGGGGGAUUCAGCUCUCAACUUGAGACGCAGACAGUCAUCAGACCGUGUGGUGUUAAAACCAGCCCGGCUCCUCCGGCCAGGUCCUCGUCUCCAGUCACACACUUUGACACACCGCGGGAGAGGCUGGUGUUGAUCCUGGUGUGUGCAGGAGCAGCAGUCAUCGUCCUGGUAGCGAUUGUUUCUGCAGUCUUCGCUGUCAAGAGGGUCGUUUACAGGAACAUGUCACCAACGUAUCGUUUCUCCAACCUCCGGAUGCAGGAUGAAGUUAACGGCAUCACGGGCGAUCUUGAAAGCGCCACGAGCAGCAACGGCACAGCCUGCCAGCAGGACUCAGAUGAUGAUCUUAUUGAAUGACAGCUGACACUUUUCUAUGAAUGUAAUGAAUGCUGAAGAUUGAGACCAGCUGUUUUGAAAAAACAACAACUUUUGUUGGACUUAUCCCUGAUUUUUUUUUUAUGGGAGCACUCUUUGUAUCAUGUUCUGAGGAGCUGAAGAAUGUCUUAAUUUAUUGAGCUUGCUUAAUGUCAUUGCUUUGUUUUGCUUACUCUUUGAUUUGUACAGUGUUUUUUAUUUUAUUUUAUUUUAUUUUAUUUUAAUUUCACUCUGUGUUGCACCACCCUUUCUGUCAUGUCAAUGUGAAAACAAU
Molecule: messenger RNA, 2988 nt
Organism: Centropristis striata (black sea bass)
Lineage: Eukaryota; Metazoa; Chordata; Actinopteri; Perciformes; Serranidae
Product: sortilin
Exons: 21
Coding region: 90-2696 (868 amino acids)
Biological process (GO): Golgi to endosome transport; endocytosis; vesicle organization
Cellular component (GO): membrane; Golgi apparatus
Molecular function (GO): protein binding
Source: RefSeq, a predicted model, not a curated record